Molecule: messenger RNA, 366 nt
Organism: Miscanthus lutarioriparius
Lineage: Eukaryota; Viridiplantae; Streptophyta; Magnoliopsida; Poales; Poaceae
Source: the annotation of a GenBank genome assembly
AUGCUCAGGGGCCUCCGCCGGCGCCGCGCCCACCCCGGGUCCGGGACGACGACGACGUCCGUCGUCUACGCCGACCUCUACCGCGCCGUCACCGACCUCGUCGUGUCGCCCGGCAGACACGGUUUCGGGGAUAGGCCGCUAGAAGUGUGCUGCGGCGGCGGCGGCGGCGCCUACAACUUCGACACGGCGUCGUUCUGCGGCGCGGCGGGGACGAAGACAUGCGCGGACCCGUCGGCGUACGUCUACUGGGACGGGGUGCACUUCACGGAGGCCGCCAAUAGACGCAUCGCCUACUCCGUGCUGCAGAGGUUAUCGUGGGUCGUCACGGAGGCUGGCCGCUGUAAGAUCGGGUGCGCCUGCGCCUGA